AUGGAGUAUCAGCCGCUGAGGGCACCGCCUACGGCGAAAGCGGCGCCAUCUUUGCGCACUCAAUCUGAAUCCCAGUAUUGGAGAAACCAAUUCCAGUCCCCAGUUUUCUUAAAGGAAUUUGCGCCUGUUACUUCCAUUCAUUUUGCUCCUGCUGCUGUAAGUCAUGAUGAUGUCGGCACGAGUGGAUCUUCCAUGGCUGGAUCACGAGGUCGUUUUGCCGUAACGACAGGCACACGCGUACAGAUUUACAGUAUGCGGACUAGUCGUGCUGUUAAAACCAUCACGCGUUUCAAAGACGUGGCACGAAGUGCUCAUUUUCGCUCUGAUGCUCGUUUGCUUGUCGCAGGCGAGGAUACUGGCGCUGUUCAAGUGUUUGAUACCAACUCGCGAACAAUUUUGCGAUCUUUCAAAGGGCACCAAAUGCCCGUACAUGUAUCCAAAUUCUCGCCUGAAGUGACACAAAUCCUCACGACAUCCGAUGACCGCACCGUCCGACUUUGGGACAUGCCGGAGCAAAAAGAGUUGCGUCGCUUUGAGUCGCAUCUGGAUUAUGUGCGUGCCGGUACUGUGUCACCGGAGAAUCCUAACAUCAUUCUCUCGGGCUCAUACGAUAGCACUGUGCGCCUAUGGGACCUGCGCAUGAGUGAAAAUGGUGGCGAAGCCAUGUGCAUGGAGCAUGGCGCACCUGUGGAAGAUGUCCUUAUAUAUCCUACUGGCGGUGGAAGUAUUGCUAUUAGUGCUGGAGGUCCUAUGCUACGUGUGUGGGACUUGAUGAGCGGUGGCCGUUGCACUCAUGCCAUCUCCAAUCACCAAAAAACGAUUACCAAGCUGGCUUUGUCUGUGGAUUCAGGCGCUGGAUUUACGUCCGAAUCCAGUGAAGGUGGCAUGCGUUUGUUGAGUGGUGGUUUGGACCAUCUCGUUAAGGUAUAUGACCCUGCACAAGACUAUCGCGUGACACAUACAAUGCGCUACCCAGCUCCUAUUUUGAGUUUAGCUGUCAGCCCCGAUGAAAGUCAUAUUGCUGUGGGUAUGUCUGAUGGAACGCUGUGCAUUCGUAAACGAGAACUCAAGGCUAGUGAGAUCGAGAGCCGAGAGCGCCGACGUGCAGCCUUCCGCACAGGCGCCUACCAGCAUUUUGUUGAUGGUGGUGAAGGCACGAAUGGCCCCACGCGUGCCAGUGCAGCUACGCGUGUGGACGAGCUGACUGUGGAAUCGACACGACGAAAACGAUUGAAGCGGUACGACCAACUGCUUAAAGCGUUCAGGUACCGUGAUGCUUUGGACGCGAGUCUUCAACAGGGCGUUCCUGCAAGUGUGACAUUCGCUCUUAUCAUGGAGCUUAUUCGUCGUUCCCCUAGUGGACAAGCUGAUGGCUUGCGACGUGCCAUCUCUGGGCGUGACGACGUCACACUCGAGCCGCUUCUGCGCUUCCUACUUCGUCAUGUAACGAACCCGCAAUUCACCAGCCUUGUGUGUGAUACACUGAAUAUGGUCAUCGAUACAUACGCCUCCGUGUUAGGCCAAUCGCCCAUCAUUGACGAUCUGUUUGGUCGUAUUUGGGCCAAGCUAGCGGAAGAAAUGCGCUUGCAAACGCAGUUGUUCCAAGUCAAUGGUGCGCUGGAAAUGGUUCUGGCACGAUCUGCUCUCGGUGCUGCGUCCACAUAG
Molecule: messenger RNA, 1665 nt
Organism: Malassezia pachydermatis
Lineage: Eukaryota; Fungi; Basidiomycota; Malasseziomycetes; Malasseziales; Malasseziaceae
Product: wd40 repeat-like protein
Exons: 1
Coding region: 1-1665 (554 amino acids)
Biological process (GO): positive regulation of transcription by RNA polymerase I; rRNA processing
Cellular component (GO): nucleolus
Molecular function (GO): protein binding
Source: RefSeq, a predicted model, not a curated record